Molecule: messenger RNA, 1614 nt
Organism: Ailuropoda melanoleuca (giant panda)
Lineage: Eukaryota; Metazoa; Chordata; Mammalia; Carnivora; Ursidae
Gene: EPHX4
Product: epoxide hydrolase 4
Exons: 7
Coding region: 109-1197 (362 amino acids)
Molecular function (GO): catalytic activity
Source: RefSeq, a predicted model, not a curated record
GGCGGGCCUGGCGCGCCGCCGCGCCGGCUGUCUCGCUCCGGAGCCGGAGUGAGCGCCGCUGCUCCCGCGUCCCCGAAGGGCAGCGGGCCCCGCCGCCGGCCCCGCCCGAUGGCGAGGCUGCGGGAUUGCCUGCUCCGCCUGACCGUCACGAUCCGGUCCCUGCUCUUCUGGUCCCUGGUCUACUGCUACUGCGGGCUCUGCGCCUCCAUCUACCUGCUCAAACUUUUGUGGAGCAUCGGCAAGGGACCCGCGCAGACCUUCCGGAGGGUCGCCCGGGAACAUCCUCCCGCGUGCUUGAACGACCCCUCCUUGGGUACCCACUGCUACGUGCGGAUCAAGGAUUCGGGGUUAAGAUUUCAUUAUGUUGCUGCUGGGGAAAGAGGCAAACCACUUAUGCUGCUGCUUCAUGGAUUUCCAGAAUUCUGGUAUUCUUGGCGUCACCAACUAAGGGAAUUUAAAAGUGAAUAUCGAGUUGUAGCGCUUGAUCUGAGAGGCUAUGGAGAAACAGAUGCUCCCAUUCAUCGAGAGAAUUAUAAAUUGGACUGUCUAAUUACAGAUAUAAAGGAUAUUUUAGACUCUUUAGGGUAUAGCAAAUGUGUUCUUAUUGGCCAUGACUGGGGGGGAAUGAUUGCUUGGCUAAUCGCCAUCUGUUAUCCCGAAAUGGUGAUGAAGCUUAUUGUUAUUAACUUCCCUCACCCAAAUGUAUUUACAGAAUAUAUUUUACGACACCCUGCCCAGCUGUUCAAAUCCAGCCAUUAUUACUUCUUCCAAAUACCAUGGUUCCCAGAAUUUAUGUUCUCAAUAAAUGAUUUCAAGGCUUUGAAACAUCUGUUUACCAGCCACAGCACCGGCAUUGGAAGAAAAGGAUGUCGAUUAACAACAGAAGAUCUUGAAGCUUAUAUUUAUGUCUUCUCCCAGCCUGGAGCAUUAAGCGGCCCAAUUAACCAUUACCGAAAUAUCUUCAGCUGCCUGCCUCUCAAACAUCACAUGGUGACGAUUCCAACACUACUGCUGUGGGGAGAGAAAGAUGCAUUUAUGGAGGUUGAGAUGGCUGAAGUCACAAAGAUUUAUGUUAAAAAUUAUUUCAGGCUAACUAUUUUGUCAGAAGUCAGUCAUUGGCUUCAGCAAGAACAACCUGACAUAGUGAACAAACUGAUAUGGACAUUUCUGAAAGAAGAAACAAGAAAAAAGGAUUGACUUUUCUAUAUCUUCUAUGAGGGAUCUGUAAUGAAAUCUCUAAAUAAUUUUUAAUAAUUGUUCAUCCUCUUUAAGCUUCAUUAGGAAAAAGUUGUUUUAAUAUGCUUUAUCAUAAAUAUCCUGACAAAUGAUAUUGAAAAAAAUCUGAGAAUGUGUGACUUGUAACAUGAUGUUGAUUUUCUUCUGUUGAAUUUUGCAUAGAAAAGCAUCUGCCUUAAAAUGUGUACAUUGGUACAAAAAGGAAGUUGGGGAAAGUGGCUCGUUUUGAUUUCUUGCAUUCUUUACCCUGUUAACAUCUGGUGCCUUUUACAAAUGUAUAUUAAAGAUUAGCUGCGCCAUGUUUAAAAAGGCAAACCUGCAAUGGUAUAAAUUUUCAUUUUAUUGUUCAAAACUUCUUUUUACUAUUUUUCAACCAUU